Cynoglossus semilaevis (tongue sole) is the source of this 6126-nucleotide messenger RNA. RefSeq names its product dipeptidyl aminopeptidase-like protein 6. Gene Ontology annotation, biological process: proteolysis; regulation of potassium ion transmembrane transport. The record is from RefSeq and is a predicted model, not a curated record. The transcript is spliced from 25 exons. NCBI's taxonomy places the organism in Eukaryota, Metazoa, Chordata, Actinopteri, Pleuronectiformes, Cynoglossidae. Gene Ontology annotation, molecular function: potassium channel regulator activity; serine-type peptidase activity. Gene Ontology annotation, cellular component: voltage-gated potassium channel complex; plasma membrane. Bases 2983 to 5268 code for a protein of 761 amino acids.
AGAAGUUGUUCAGAUGAAUGUUUCUGAGUUCGUGUGGUGGUCGCGUGUCCGCGCAGGUACAGUUUUUACAGUCGGAAAUGGGAGGCGGUUGGUGGGAAGGCCUACGGAAAAUGGAGACCAAACAACACGGAAGUAUUUUUGGCGUCACCUAAAAUCAUCGAUGAACCGGUUUACCAACUGAAGUUUUUACGAUAAACCGUUUCAUCUACGGCAGUUUGUGCUGUAGCCGCACACAACAAACGGUCAGCUGCUCUUCCAUGGAAGAAGCCGGAGUUAGUCCUGGAUGUUUGGAUUCUGCUGAGGUCUGUGAUUGUUAAUGGACUGAUGAGGAGCAGAGGAGCAGCUGUCAGAUGUUCUGAUGGAGUCAUCUCACCCACUCACUCACUCACUGACUCUCACUCCUCCCCAGGAUUAAUUGUCAGUCAGGCUACAAGUUGUAAAAACGCACCAUGGGUUGUGAAAGUUGAUGGAGGGUUUCUGAGAACACCUCUACUCAUCCCUCCCUCUGCCCCUCCUCCUCCCUCCCUCCACCCCUCCUCCUCCCUCCUGCUGCUGCUCUGGGAGUUAUUCUAAAAGAAUAUGACCUCAGAUAAGGGGUCGGUGUGUUUCCAACACACUGUUGAAAGCAGGAACAUUGUACGGCUGUUUGUGUGAGAUCUGAACACUGAUCCACUGGAUGGUCGUAAAUAUAAGGAGGAGCUCAUGUUUCAUCCAAACUCCUGUUAAGCUGUUAAAGUUAUAUAAAAUCCCACACUAUUACAAGGUGUGUAUUGGCAAGAAUCUGGUGAAACAAUUUGUAUCACGACACAGAGGCGAGGAUACGAUAUAUACGCUGACGUACAGCAGUAUUCUGAUGUACUAAGAUACCUCAGGCCUGAUGAAUAUCAGCGUUAACUGUAACUUCUGUAUCAGAUGCUCCGCGUUUGUCUGCAGCUCUAGUUUUUUUAUUUUAUUUUUUUAUCAGGCUGCUCAUCAUCUGCCGCCUUGAGCAGGAACAAAUGACCUGGAACCUACAAGAAAAAUCCCAUUUCAUUCAGAAGUGAAGAGUGUGACCCUGCGUCACCUCACAGCUAACAGUACAUCCCAGCGAACACGCCUGUUUCUAAUGGUCACAGCAGGACUGGUAAUCACACUCUGGUGUGUCAGCAAGGUCAGAGGUGAGAGGUCAGGUGGUUGAACUGGAGUGAAACAAUAUUUCUGUUCACUGCAGCAGCAGCAGCUCUGUUUUCUGUAGCAUCGCAGCUGUGGCUUAGAAAUGUUAGAAGUGGUUAGCUUUUUUGUCUUACAGCAGUAAGGUCAGUGGUUCGAACCCCGGCUCUAGCUUCUUUCUGUAUUUCUUUGUUUUUAGUCUUCUCCUGUUCCGCCAGUUUGUGUGUGUGUGUGUGCCCACAGUCCAAGCUCAGGCAGAUUAUUGAUUAGGUUUAUGUCCAUUCUAAAUUGACCGUAGGUGUGAAUGUUAGUGUGAAAGGUUGUCGGUGUAAAGGAAGAAGAGUGAAGGUGUUGGGUGAGACGGAGGCAGACCAUCUGCUCCACCGACCCCUGAAGGAACCACUUUAUACAAGAAGAAUUUGAAUGAUCAUAAAACCAGACUGUGAACGUGGUUUUGGUUCCAUGUGAUGUUUUUCACUGACCGGCCCAGGUGAUAAUAACCAGGCGUAAAUGUGUUUUCUUUUUGUUUUCUUAUGUUUACCACAAAAACACUCGGUCACAAAGAAGAGUCAACACAGCUCCAUCUGUAUUUAAUUAGAAAUAGGAGGAGAAGGAGAGAAGUGGCCACAGCUGUGAAAAGUCCCAUUGAUCCGAGUGCAGUUAAAUGUAUCUUCAGUCUCGGAGACGGAGUGUGUUUUCAUGUUGUGUUCCAUUAACUCCACACUUCUGUUUGCUUCUCUACUUUUUAAUGAGUCCAUCAUGUUUGACAUGAUGAAUAAGAAAGAUUUUUUUUUUUAGAAUGACCAAAAUGAUGGUGCAGUGAGAGCUUUUACCUGAUCUUUAAUGUUCUUUAAAGCCACUUCAGUGAGACGACAGAUUUAGAGAAAUGUGUUAUUUUAUUUCACGAGUGUUUACCAUGACGAUGAAAACGUUUGACAGAGAAGUUGGAUACAAAAUUAUUUUUAGUGUAUGUGUUAAAAGAACGUGUUCAGAAACUUAGAUUUUUUAAGCUUUGGUGGCUCUGUGGCGCUGUCCGUGGUGCUGACUGUGGCUCAGUUCCGUCUUUGACCGUUAGUGGUGCCGGCUUCAGAGCUGUCCUUGGUGCUGAACUGGAUUUCUUUCCAUUCCUUCAGUGUUAGUUGCUUAUUUGUUAGCCAUGCGAUAUUUAUUUUCAUGAUACAGUUUCUAUACUCCACAGCUCUGUGUUGAUUCUUUUAAUGAACAAUUGACAAUUGAUAUUCAUGCUUUUAGUUUAUUUUGCCUAUAGUAUUGCAGUGCAUCCUAAUAGUAAAUUUAUUCCUCUAUUUAAGGACGUCAUUCUAUUACCAACAGACUGUCUCAUUAGAAACAUCAGAAAAGUAGUAACAGAUUAAUGUGCCUCAUCUCAGAUUACCCCUUCUUUUUGUAUAGAAGUUAGUAUUAAUGUGAGUUUUUUUUUCUUUGUCCUUUCACUUUUCUUUGCUCUCUACCUUCAGGUUUACAAAGUCAGUCUUCACGGUCAGUCCUUUCUUCCUCACUGUAGUGUGUCUCUCUUCUCCUCCCUGCAGCGAGGCCAGGGUUAGGACUGUGUUGAGGGCACAACUCUCUAUUAAUAAGACAUACUGUCACAGAAUUUCUGUCUCGGUCAGAUCACAGAAAGGAAACUCUGCCUCGGGCUAAUGCACAGAUAAUACUGGCACAGGAGGCCGAGGACAGGCUGGAGCCGCAGACCUUUGCUGCUUUUACACAGACAGUUCACGGCCAGGAGUGUUGCCCUGCUGUUGGGGGGCGGGGAGGGAGGGUUGGCGACUCUGAUACGUGACUUAUCACUGCCUCACAGUCUUCACUCCCAGUAUGAUCACACAGAACAGCAGCAGCAGCACGGUGGCAUGUUUGAGAAGAGAGGACAUUACUGUGACUCUGAGACCCAGGCAGGAGAAGGUCUGCGUUGAUGAAAUCAGCAGGUUGUCUGAUGGUGCUGAGUUGCUGUACCGUGAUCGUGACGGAGACGUGGUGAAGUACAAUGUGGACACAGAGGAGAGGACCGUCCUGGUCACCAACAAAAAGUUUGAGAUGUACAAGGCCAGUAAAUACCAAGUGUCACCUGACAUGAAACAUGUGCUGUUGGCCUACAACGUCGCUCCGGUUUACCAGUUUUCAUACACAGCCUUUUACAUCAUCUGCAGCCUGGAGACACCGGAGACAUGGAACCUGAACCCCCCCGAGGUGAGAAACGCCCAGCUGCAGUACGCAGGCUGGGGCCCACGUGGACAGCAGCUGAUCUUCAUUUUUGAGAACAACAUCUACUAUCGCUCCACAGUGGAGAGUCGCUCCAUCAGACUGGUCUCCACCGGGAAGGAGGGCGUCAUCUUCAACGGGCUCAGUGAUUGGCUGUAUGAAGAGGAGAUCUUCCGCUCCCACGUGGCUCACUGGUGGUCCCCUGAUGGAGCCCGGCUGGCGUACGCCACCAUCAACGACAGCUUGGUUCCCAGGAUGGAGCUGCCCAUGUUCACAGGAACGCUCUACCCCAUGGGGAAGGAGUAUCACUACCCUAAGGCCGGUGAGGAGAACCCUGUCAUCACUCUGUACGUGGUGAACCUGAAUGGACCUCUCCACACCAUCCAGAUGAGGAAACCCGAGGACCCCCGGAUAAGUGAGUACUACGUGACCAUGGUGAAAUGGGCCACCAGCACCAAACUGGCCAUCAACUGGCUGAACCGAGCUCAGAACAUCUCCAUCCUCACGCUGUGUGAAGCAACAACCGGAGUCUGCACCAAGAAACAUGAGGAUGAAAGUGAAGGAUGGUUGCACAGACAGAAUGAAAAACCUCUUUUUUCCAAAGACGGUCUGAGGCUCUUCUUUACACGGGCCAUUCCUCAAGGAGGCAGAGGAAAGUUCUACCACAUCUCCAUGUCCGUCUCCCAGCCCAACACCAGCAGUGACACACUGCAGUCCAUCACUUCUGGAGACUGGGAUGUAACCCAGGUCCUGGCCUACAAUGAGGAGAGUCAGCUGAUAUAUUUCUUGAGCACCGAGGAUGGUCCCAAGCGAAGACACCUGUACAGCGCCGACACAUUUGGAUCUUUCAACCGUCGCUGCCUCUCUUGUGCCAUGUCCGACAGCUGCGGCUACAUCAGCGGCUCCUUCAGCCACAACAUGAGCUACUUCCUGCUCAGCUGCCAAGGUCCGGAUGUCCCGUUUGUAGCUGUCCAUAAGAUGCAGAGAGACACUGAGAGUGAGUCACAGGAGAGAGAGAGUAUGUCAGAGGUUUUCAAACUGGAAAACAAUGAGGUCCUGAGGGUCACCUUGGACUCCAUGCAGAUGCCCACAGUGGAGUACAAAGAGAUCAGCGUGGAUGAUUACACCUUGUCGCUGCAGAUCCUCAAACCCGCAACUUUCAUGGAAACUUCUCACUACCCUCUGCUGCUGCUAGUUGAUGGGACACCUGGUGGUCAGACGGUGUCAGAGCAGUUUCACAUGGACUGGUUCACAGUUCUGAUCAGCAGCUUCGAGGUCAUCGUGGUUCGCUGUGAUGGACGAGGAAGUGGAUUCCAGGGAACCAACCUGCUGCACCGGAUUCAGAAGAAAGUGGGAGUGUUUGAAGAACAGGACCAGAAGAGCGCCCUCAGUUUCCUUCUGAAGGAGUCGUACGUGGAUAAGAGUCGAGUCGGAGCUUUUGGAAAAGUGUAUGGAGGGUACGUGACCAGCCUGUUGCUCAGUGGUGAAGAGACUCCAGUCAAAUGUGGAGCCGUUCUCUCUCCAGUCACGGACUUUGAAUUAUACGCGUCUGCCUUUUCAGAAAGAUUCCUGGGUCUGCCGAAGCCGGACCCCCGAGCCUACGCUAUGGCCAAUUUAGCUCACAGAGCUUCUCAGUUUGUGGAGAAGAAGUUUUUGAUCAUUCAUCCGACCGCUGACGAGAAAGUGCAUUUCCAACAUUCAGCCAAAUUCAUCUCACAACUCAUCAACGAAAAGGCCAACUAUACCUUACAGAUCUACCCAGAUGAAGGCCACUUCAUCCAGAGUGAGGCCACCAGGCAGCACCUCACCCAGUCUCUGGUCAACUUCUUCGAGGAGUGCUUCAGGCUACCGGAGAGAGUGUUUGAGGAGGUUCUGGAGGAGGAGAGUGAAGAUGAGGGUUAGCUCCACCCACCCGCCGCGUCCUGAUGCUCCUCCAUCCGUGCAGUCAUCCACCACGACACCUGGACCCACCCGAUCUUGUCAAUAUGCAACUGAUACAUGAACCCAUCUGACCAACCUUCUCCAGGGCGUCUUCACAGUCCGGACAUGAUGUUUUGGAACUUCUCCACAGCAGCUCCUCAGAAAGAUGUGCAGAGAAAGGAACUUCAGGAUCUCUCACAGACAAUGAAGCCGUGAGCAGGAGGAGGAGGAGAAACUCUGGAGAUCAGACCUCCACAAAUCAGGUGCUUGCUGAAGAAAAUUGAAGAAUCGCGUGAAUACUGUGAGGAUUUUGGAACGUUGAAGAACUCUUUUUGUGUAAAAUAGCAAACACUGUACCUUGGUUGGACUCAGAUCGUCUGCUUCUCUUUUCAUCUCCGUUUCUUCAUCUUCAUUAAAGAGACGAGCAGACAGACACUCUGUUACCGUUUGUUUGUGCCUGUGCCUUAUGUUGUCAGACAAACCCAACAUCCGUGGAGCAGCAGACUCUUGUUUGGAGAAACUCUGAAGAAUGUCACCGUCAUCGCUGUUGGAAAAACAAAGGUUCAGUUUAAGUUCAGUUGUAUUUAUUACAGGUUUGUUUUUUUUUGUCUUCAACAGGACUGGGCUUUUCUCUAUGAAGUUGGAUAAGCAUGUUUUUAAAGUAACCCACACUAACCACUAAAGGUCAGUACGUCAUACACAGUGUAUAAAGACUGAGGCAGAGCCUGUUCAGCUUUGCAUGAACACAGAAACAGUCGCAGGUCGUAUGGACUGACCGGUGACUCUGAGGUAACUGUUGCUGUUCAUCGACGCUCUGACGUCAAACGUCUGUGACGUCAG